Molecule: messenger RNA, 1377 nt
Organism: Bicyclus anynana (squinting bush brown)
Lineage: Eukaryota; Metazoa; Arthropoda; Insecta; Lepidoptera; Nymphalidae
Product: inositol oxygenase-like
Exons: 7
Coding region: 129-1010 (293 amino acids)
Biological process (GO): inositol catabolic process
Cellular component (GO): cytoplasm
Molecular function (GO): iron ion binding; inositol oxygenase activity
Source: RefSeq, a predicted model, not a curated record
UGAUAACAUUUGACCCGCGUUAUAAUCAAUUGAUGGAGGGAUUAUUUAAGAUGAGGACAAGUCGCACCCGUGUCAGUCCAUCUCCUAACUUCAUCUGGCACAGAACGGAAUAAAAACGUCCAAGGGCGAUGAAGUUCAAAAAUCCAGAUAACAGCAUCUCUAUGCUGGACCCGUCUCUGCUGCUGCGGCCAGAGUCGGUGUAUCGAGACAAGCCGCUGGCAUGCUUCCGCGACUACUCCGUGGACGACGCGGACCCCAUCAAGGAGCGCGUGCGACGCACCUACUACACCAUGCACACGAAUAUGACUGUGGACUUCGUUAAAAGCAAAAUGGAGAAAUGGCUGAAGUUCAACCACUUUAAGUCGACGGUGAAGGACGCGCUGAUCAAGCUCAACGAGUUGGUCGACGAGUCGGAUCCUGAUACCGAUCUGCCCAACAUCGUGCACGCCUUUCAGACCGCUGAGAGGAUCCGACAAGACUACCCUGAUGACGACUGGUUCCAGCUCAUUGGAUUGAUACAUGACCUUGGCAAAGUGAUGGCGUUCUAUGACGAACCGCAGUGGUGCGUGGUAGGUGACACCUUCCCCGUGGGCUGCCGGUGGGGACAGAGCAUCGUGUACGGAGACGACAGCUUCAAGGACAACCCCGACACGCACGACCCGAGAUUUAACACUGAAUUGGGCAUGUAUAAAGCGAAAUGCGGUAUCGAAAACCUCCUAAUGUCGUGGGGACACGAUGAAUACCUCUACAGAGUACUGAAGCAUAACAAGGCCAAGUUUCCUGAAGAAGGCUUACAGAUGAUCCGUUUCCAUUCGUUUUACCCGUGGCACGCCGGCGGAGAUUACAACCAGUUCGUCACCGAGAACGAUGAGAAGAUCAGACAAGCUGUACUUAAAUUCAACCAAUACGACUUGUACACAAAAAGUGCAAGUGCACCGGAUAUCGAGGCGCUGUGGCCGUAUUACGAGCGGCUCAUUGACAAGUACAUCCCCGGCGAGCUCGACUGGUGAACGAAUGAAUAGAUAUUUAUUUAUAGGCUAGCCAGUUAUUCGUAAUAUCAGUGUCUCGUAUCUACUACUACCUAUAGCACGUUUAACGAGGCGAGAUACAUAAUGUAAACAAUUGGACACUAGAAAGCCUAUUUUUAGAUUGAGAUUUUUUUAAUUAGUCCAGGUCUGGCUGGGAGGCUUCGGCCGUGGCUAGUUACCACCCUACCGACAAAGACGUACCGCCAAGCGACUUAGCGUUCCGGUACGAUGCCGUGUAGAAACCGAAAGGGGUGUGGAUUUUCAUCCUUCUCCUUACAAGUUAGCCCGAUUCCAUCUUAGACUGCAUCAUCACUUACCAUCAGUUGAGAUUGUAGUCAAGGGCUAACUU